Molecule: messenger RNA, 1035 nt
Organism: Salmo salar (Atlantic salmon)
Lineage: Eukaryota; Metazoa; Chordata; Actinopteri; Salmoniformes; Salmonidae
Source: RefSeq, a predicted model, not a curated record
AUGGAGUUCUGGGACGUCGAUGCGGACAUGUGUGGACGGGAGUGGAUGUUCGACAACUACUGCCCCCUCCCCACACCACCCUACUGCCCCACCCUACUACCCCUCCCCUCACCACCCUACUGCCCCACACUACUGCCCCCUCCCCACACCACCCUAUUGCCCCUCCCCACACCACCCUACUGCCCCUCCCUACACCACCCUAUUGCCCCUCCCCACACCACCCUACUGCCCCUCCCUACUGCCCCUCCCCACACCAGCCUACUGCCCCUCCCCCACCACCCUACUGCCCCUCCCUACUACCCUCUCCCCACACCACCCUACUGCCCUCCCCACACCACCCUAUUGCCCCUCCCCACACCACCCUACUGCCCCUCCCUACUGCCCCUCCCCACACCACCCUACUGCCCCCUCCCCUCACCACCCUACUGCCCCUCCCCACACCACCCUACUGCCCCACCCCAUACCACCCUACUGCCCCUCCCCACACCACCCUACUGCCCCUCCCCACACCACCCUAAUGCCCCUUCCCAACACCACCCUACUGCCCCUCCCCACACCAUCCUAAUGCCCCUUCCCAACACCACCCUACUGCCCCCUACCCACACCACCCUACUGCCCCUCCCCACACCACCCUACUGCCCCACCCUACUGCCCCUCCCCACACCCCCCUACUGCCCCUCCCUACUGCCCCUCCCCACACCAGUCUACUGCCCCUCCCCACACCACCCUACUGCCCCUCCCUACUACCCUCUCCCCACACCACCCUACUGCCCUCCCCACACCACCCUAUUGCCCCUCCCCACACCACCCUACUGCCCCUCCCUACUGCCCCUCCCCACACCACCCUACUGCCCCACCCCACACCACCCUACUGCCCCUUCCCACACCACCCUACUGCCCCCUCCCCUCACCACCCUACUGCCCCUCCCCACACCACCCUACUGCCCCUCCCCACACCACCCUACUGCCCCUCCCCACACCACCCUAAUGCCCCUUCCCAACACCACCCUACUGCCCCUCCCCACACCACCCUAA